Molecule: messenger RNA, 8780 nt
Organism: Porites lobata
Lineage: Eukaryota; Metazoa; Cnidaria; Anthozoa; Scleractinia; Poritidae
Source: the annotation of a GenBank genome assembly
CUCAACAUCCUGUUUUUCUCAAACAAACAUAACAGCCUCAGUCAAAGAAUGGCACUGGAAUUAACAAAGAGACAACAUAACAUUCAAGUGAAUGAAAUCAACGAACCAUCAGAGAUGAUCCAUCUUGCGGAGCAUGUCCAACCUGAUUUAAUUCUUUGUCCGUUCCUCACCAAACGAAUCCCAGAGGAAGUGUAUUCUAACGCAAGAAUUCCUUGCUGGAUUGUCCAUCCUGGAAUCGAGGGUGACCGUGGUGCAAGCUCCAUCGACUGGGCACUAUAUGACAGGGAAGACGAAUGGGGAGUGACCGUAUUACAAGCUGCUGAGGAAAUGGACGCAGGAGACAUUUGGAGCACUAAGAACUUUCAAAUCAGGCGACGAAAUAUCAACACACUGACCAAGUCGAGCUUGUAUGUCAACGAAGUCACUCAAGCAGCGGUUGAAGCUGUCCUUGAGGCAAUUAACAAUCUAUCAGAGGGAACAUCACCACGACCUCUUGAUUACAGUAAUCCACACGUGCGAGGCACCCUUCGCUCAAACAUGACCAAAGUUGACCGCUCUAUCAAUUGGGAGAUGCCAGCAGAUGAGAUAGCUUGUCAGAUACGUAUGUCUGAUUCAUCACCAGGAGCUCACGCCUGUUUUCGCACCAGCCAAGGCACAGAGGACAACGAAUGGACCAAGGCGUUUCGUGUCUUUGGAGCGCACUUGGAGAAAGGAAAACUCCGAUUUCUGCCUGGAAAACCUGGAGAGAUGCUGGGUCAGCGUCAUGGAUCUCUUCUAGUGAAGUGUGGUAGAGGAGCUGUUUGGGUGUCACAUCUCAAGAGAGACAAGCUAAAACUUCCUGCCAACAUGUGGCUACGAACAGGCGCACCAACUAUUAAAGACAUGUCAAAUCUACCCAUUCGGUAUGGCUCGCAUCCUAACACUUUCCAGGAUGUUUGGACAAGCAUGACCCCAGACGGCGUCUGCUUCGUGCACUUCGACUUUUAUAACGGGGCUAUGAGCACCAAUCAGUGCAAACGCCUUAUUUCCGUCCUUCGGCAGGUGGAAGAGAAUGAUUUCUGCAAGGUAAUGGUGCUCAUGGGUGGCAAUGAUGUAUUCAGUAAUGGCAUCCACUUGAACAUCAUCGAGGCAGCCGAAGACCCAGCCCAAGAAUCGUGGAACAACAUCAAUGCCAUUAACGAUGUGGUGCGCUGCAUCUUCACCAGCAAAAAGAUCACGAUCUCUGUGCUUCGUGGAAAUGCAGGCGCCGGUGGAGUGAUGAUGGCCUUAGCGAGCGACUUUGCAUUUGCUCGGGAGGCAGCUGUGUUGAACCCACAUUACAAGAAGAUGAAGCUUUACGGUUCAGAGUAUCACACUUACUUCCUUCCAAAGCGCGUGGGACAAGAUAAAGCGAACGAGCUCCUGUCCAAUGCCGAACCCAUCCUGGCCUGUGAAGCUGCAGAAAUUGGCCUCUUAGAUGGCUGCUUGGGGGACGAUGCAGAGGAGUUUGAAAGCUGGGUGAAGCAUCAAGCAUCGUUUCUUGCGAGGUCGCCUUUGCAGAUGCACUUUGUUCGAAAAAAGAACAGAAAAGUUAGCAAAGAGGUGAUGGAUACUGUAGAAAGAUGCCGAGCAAAUGAACUUUCAAUGAUGGCCCGAAACUUUCAAGAUCCAGAGUAUCACCAAGCGAGGAAGAACUUUGUUUAUCAUUAAAGUAUCAUUUAUUUAGUGUAAUGAUCAUACCUUGGUAUUCAAUCAAUCUGAACUUAAAAAGUUGAAUCGACCCAUGAUAUGAUAAAGUGAGGAGUACAGCGUUAGUUACAGCAACUGUAAUGUCACCCCCACAGUUUAUAGCAACUGAGCUAGACCGAUUUGGUUAAAGCACUUUGUCAUUUCAAAUAGUUUCAGUUGUCAGUAUGAAAAAACCUCUCUAGGAUAAGGACAUUACUAAGUUGCAGUCUAUUCUCGCCUUAAAAAAAUUUCCAGGUGUAGCCAUUUUAAAUUUGUCUCAUCUAAAAUGUUAUGCAGUGUUUAAAUGAAUAACGGUGGAAGUAUAAAGCAAAAACUUAACAUAUAAUCGAAAUAGAGGCGCUGAGUGUGAAAAAUUGACAAAAAAAAUCGAUGACAUUUCGUCCAGCAGGUUUUUUUCUCUACAUCAGAGGUUUCUUUUCCAAUUUAAGUGGAAUCUAGUCUUCGUUCUCUAUCUUCUUAAAAAGGUAGAUGUUUCCAUUUCAAAAUUGAUAUUUUAUGAUUUAUAAAAAGAAACGCGACUUUUUAUAGUAGAAAGGGAAUUUUCAUACAGUAUAUUAUUCACCCUUAAAAUAUUAACAGUGACCGAUGACAUGUAUUGCAGCAUUAGCAAUCUAAAGUUACCAGAGGUUAACUUACCUUUAUGAUGUUACUUUUGAAAUUUUAAGCGCUUGUUAGACCAUGUUAGUUAGUAUUUUUAAAAAUAACUGAGACUCCACCAUUGUAACUUUUGAUGUGUAUUUUAAUCAAAUGAAUAAAGACGUUAAUAUUAUUAUUAUCAUCAUUAUUCUAUUAUUAUUAUUAAGACUUUAAUCUAUCACGUAAUUUAUAGGAAGAAACGAUUCCGUUUCGAAAAGAUGUCCUCUGCGCAGAUAAACUUUGUCCGUUUUCAAGAUACCGUCCUGAUCAUCAGUUUUAAAAAAAAGCUUCCAACUUCCUUGACGCUCUGCGCCUCCGGAUGUCUUGGCUUUCCUGCUUGAGGUUUCUCUUUUCUAAGCCAGCAUCUUUCCGUUAACUGCAUGUGUGCGCCUUUGUUCUUUUAUAAAAUAAUACGUGCAAAAACCGUUUUAACAGAUUUUUUGGGCAAUGAGCAGUGUUGAUUGAAAAGAGAAACAAAGGGAUCAACGAAGAAAUGAAUUCUUGAUCGAUAGAAGUAAAAUUUUCAAAGACGUCAUUGUACAUUGACUUUGUAACAACCUGUUUAAAACUGUCAGGUCGGAGAAAAGACUCGUAAAACUAAGCUGGGUCAUAAUACUGCAAAGAAUAAUAAGAGGUCAGCAUGUGCUUGAAAAAUGUGAACCCGGUGAAUUAAAAUAAACCAACAAGUUAGCGUAGCAAAAUCUCUCCCUCCCCACUGUUUUAAAACAAUGGUUUUGGUACUUCAAUGGUUUAUCUCGUGAUCCGUGAACAAAGACUGUCAUUUCAUAACUACAGCGAAUUAUCCUUUCCGUCAGAAAGGCAUGCAUUAUAACAAAUUUUUCCAAAUCACGUUUAUUGAUUACAAGGUCAGAUCCUUUUGGGACAUCAUGAUUGAAAAGACCCCACACGGUUCUUCGUCAGCCCGGUGUCGUGGCUAACUCAACACUUAUUUUAAAAGUUGAGUAGUACAUCCUACUGAGGAUUAGAAAGGAACAUCGGGGUGAAGCAUGACGUUAUUGACGUUUGACGUGAUUCACCUCACAGGAAAACCUAUGAUCCGACUAUGUGGUUAGAUUUAUUUUAACUGAUUACACUUCUAACUACACGACUUUGCUUGACAUGUGGAAUAUGUUCAUGAACAAAACUGACAAAAUAAGAGAGGGUCAAAUACAAAUCGGCGACAAACAUAACUACAGACCUCUCUCUCAACCCAUGGUGAAAGAAACGUACAGCAAGGUCUUGCGCCUAAUUACGGAUCUUCACUGUGAAAAUCAUAUUGAUGACAUGAAAAGAAAAUGACUAUCUCAAACACCUAAUCUCAAACACCUAAACCACAAUUCUAAGCAGAACCGUUUUUAAACCUACAGUUUGGAAACGCUGCAUUGACAAUAUCUUUUCCCUGUGGGACAUAAGUAAACCAGACAUCGAAUCGCGAAGCGUACAUCGAACAAGCAAACUUUAAUACAUCACCCAACUAUAAAAUUCACGGCCGAAAUAUCUGGCACUGAGACUGUGUUUUAGACACGGUUGUAUACAAAGGCACAAGAUUCAAGGAAAAAUCUAUCGUUGACGUAAAGACACAUUUUAAAAGAACGGAAACCUUCCAGUACACACAUUUCACCUCUUGUCACAAGCCGAGUGUUAAAAAAGAUUUGUCAAAGAAGAACCCUUGAGAAUCCUACGAACAAACUCCUCAAAAACUACUUUUGAGGAAAAUAUUUCAAAUUUCAAAAAACGCUUGAUUGACAGAGGCUACCACCUUCUAUCAGAUAUAAAGUUCACAGAGAGGGAGUCUGCACUCCAGAAACACAACAACGAAGAGGAAAAAAAUUAUUGCGUUUCGUGACACAGUACAAGCCCUCAGUGUCUACUUUAAAAGAAGUUUUACUGAAAAAAUGGAAUCUUACACAAAACCCACCUUCACUUCGCCAAAUUUUUAAAGAACCAAGAAGAAAGGAAAAUCCCUAAAGGACAUGCUCGUUAGAGCUAAAAUAUAAAAGGUUUACACAAGGUUUCACGCCGGUAUAGAUGUGCGGCCUGUCACCCCUUGCAUUUUCUCAAACUGACUAAUUAUCGCGCGAUAGUUUUUACAUUUUCUCAUUUAUGGCGCGAUAAACUGGGAGUGACUAAUUAUCGCGCGAUAAUUCAAACUUAUCGCGCGAUUAACUGACUAAUUAUCGCGCGAUAAUUUCAACUUAUCGCGCGAUAAGUUGAAAUUAUUGCGCGAUAACUUAAGGGAAAAAAUAUAUUGUAAUGUCCCUUACGGGCUACCGUACGCCCAAGAAUGAACACGUCACUGAUUUUAAAACAAUCACCUGUGGUUACUGUAGCGUCAAAAAACGUACCUAAGAAUGAGAAGUGCUAUUGUCAUAUCAGCGUGUUAAAGGACACGAACGGGACAGGGCGAGGACUUAAGCUCUGAAAACACCAUCUCAUGAACCGGAAACUAGCGGAAGUCUUUAUUCAUUUCACUAUUGAUGCAAAGAGCACUUAGUGCAUAUACUUAUUUUUCCUUUACGUCAGAAAUUGAGGUAAUUUAAUAGAAUUUUCUCCAAGCACAUUUAUUCAGCUGUAAAUUGUUUUGGAGCAAUUAGAAAUAUAGGAGAUUUGGGGGCUAUUAACCCCAGCCGGAGUGAAAUCAAACGUAAGUCACAUUUUAUUUGUUCCACAGUCACGUUAGAAAUCGCUUAGUUUCCCUUCUGAUUUACUUUUCACCUCUACUGCUUUAAAUACUGGGACUGGUCUGGGAACGCGACAACGGUUUCUAACGUUCUUUCAUUAUUACUUAAAAGAGGCACCCAGCGACUUUUUUCUGUAAAAUAACUGUUUGACGGAGCAAAUAUUGCCUAGAAAUUUCUAAAGCUUGAGAAAAGCUCAAAAUUUCUGGAUAACUGUUCCAUUCGUCUCAAAUAUUCGGAGGUUUUCUAACAGCUUAACUACGAUUUUCGGAGGUGUGUUAUUCACAUUUUGAUAGCAAGAUAUUGCGAUUAUUGUCAAAAAAGGUCUCCUAAAAAUUUCGGUUUAACUGGACGAAACGUCCUCUAUAAUUUUCUAGUAAAACUAGGCUACUUCAUGUCCUAAAACUUUCGACCGGACCCAUAAGGGUAGCUACCACUUUCGGAUGAGACGAAAAAGCCACCUGAGACUUUCGUGACAACCAUAGUUCUCCUAAGACAUCCGAACAGAUAAAUAGUUUUUAGCGCAACUCCAAAUUAACCAAACAGGAUUUCUAAACAACAGAGAAAACCAUUUGAGACACUUCUGGCGUAUUUAGGAACGUUCGGUCGUUGGGUGCCCCUGACUUAAUCAAACCAUGCAUAAUUAUUCUCGUUGAUAAAAAAACAAAACAGGUAAUAAUGCCUUUGAAUUCGUUUUCUUUUAUCGGAGACGUACACAUUAUAUUUUUUGCCUUUUGCCUGGGACACUUCGCUUCUCUGUUCUUGGAGAACUUUUCAUGCAACGAGAGUAUAAAACUUGUGAUGUUUUCUUUCUAUCACACCCUGUGGGAGAUUGAGUAUCAGUUAUCCAAAAUUCGUCUUGGCAAAUAAGGUAGUCAACUUAAUAGUGCUUUAAGGAUCACUGAUACGAUUUGCUCCUGUCUCUUUAAGGGUCCAUUAUCCUAUCUUUUGCGGUUGUUGCUAGGAAUAAGUCGUUAAGCUGUAACUUUACGUAAUGACGCACAUAUGUGACGAAAUUUGGACAGUGGUCCGAAAGUGACCGGUUGGUUAAGAGGUUUUAAAAUCAGUUUUUCUUCCAUUGUACUCAGUGUUUCUCACAGUUCACUCUUAAUCUCGUACAAAGUAAGAAGAAAACGCCAUAAUCACCCCACGCGGAGUGAUUAUAACGACACAUGACGCAAUCCUUGACCAAUCAGAGUGCGCGAAUCUCUAUAAUCACCUGAGUAAUUAUACUAAAGUACUGAUAAUCGGCAUUAUAAUACAUUGUACUCACUAUCUGUCUUCUCAUUAGCUAAGAACUUACGUUUAAUUUGAUUUGGAAAACAGCGCAACCUACAAAUUAGUCAGUUAUCUGCUAAUCUGUACUGGGGGUUGGCCGCGCAAUGCAUGAUUUCCAAGAGCUAUGUCAAACUGUGUUCCACAUGAUGCUGUGUUUUUCCUUAUUUUCUUAUGAAUUAAUGUAUGAGCAAACAAUUAUUAGAUUCGGUUUUCAUGAUGUCCGGAAAAAUCAAGGUUAUCUGCCGAGCCGAAGACCGAGGAUAAUCCGUAACAUUUACCUCGGCCUUGAUUAUUCCGGGUAUCACAAAAACCAGACGUAGCUAAUCGAACAAAACCGAACUAGAAAUCAAUCGAACUCAAUCUAACCCAGUCGGUCGGAUUGUUUUUCGAUUGUUGUUUAUAACGCGCGUCUUUAUCUAUUUGAUAUGUAGUUAUUACUUGUAUUCUUAAGCAUUCCAGCCAAUGAGUAACUAAUUAAGGGCCGGGACAAUUGCUGUAAUAAGUCUAAUAACUCACAAAGAAAAUGCAUCUAAAUGGCUUAUUCGCGCCUAAAACUAAGACUAUUGCUGAAGAAGCUAUUUGUAAAACGUUUGUUAUCUUUGCUUUUUCUUUAGGUUGGCAAGUUCAGUCACGAUUGUUGUGAAGAUGUUGAGAAUAACUACCCUGCAAACUUUCCUAAAGCCAUGGAUCCUGUCGCCCCUUCACAGACGACUGAAAUCCCAGUACCUAAAACCAGAGAGAAUUUCAACUUUCCCAGAACUCGGAAAAAAGCUGAACAUCCUGUUUUUCUCAAACAAACACAAUAGCCUCAGUCAAAGAAUGGCACUGGAAUUAACAAAGAGACAACAUAACAUUCAAGUGAAUGAAAUCAACGAACCAUCAGAGAUGAUCCAUCUUGCGGAGCAUGUCCAACCUGAUUUAAUUCUUUGUCCGUUCCUCACCAAACGAAUCCCAGAGGAAGUGUAUUCUAAGACAAGAAUUCCUUGCUGGAUUGUCCAUCCUGGAAUCGAGGGUGACCGUGGUGCAAGUUCCAUCGACUGGGCACUAUAUGACAGGGAAGACGAAUGGGGAGUGACCGUAUUACAAGCUGCUGAGGAAAUGGACGCAGGAGACAUUUGGAGCACUAAGAACUUUCAAAUCAGGCGACGAAAUAUCAACACACUGACCAAGUCGAGCUUGUAUGUCAACGAAGUCACUCAAGCAGCCGUUGAAGCUGUACUUGAGGCAAUUGAGAAUCUAUCAGAGGGAACAUCACCACGACCUCUUGAUUACAGUAGUCCACACGUGCGAGGCACCCUUCGCUCAAACAUGACCAAAGUUGACCGCUCUAUCAAUUGGGAGAUGCCAGCAGAUGAGAUAGCUUGUCAGAUACGUAUGUCUGAUUCAUCACCAGGAGCUCACGCCUGUUUUCGCACCAGCCAAGGCACAGAGGACAACGAAUGGACCAAGGCGUUUCGUGUCUUUGGAGCGCACUUGGAGAAAGGAAAACUCCGAUUUCUGCCUGGAAAACCUGGAGAGAUACUGGGUCAGCGUCAUGGAUCUCUUCUAGUGAAGUGUGGUAGGGGAGCUGUUUGGGUGUCACAUCUCAAGAGAGACAAGCUAAAACUUCCUGCCAACAUGUGGUUACGAACAGGGGCACCAACUAUUAAAGAUGUGUCAAAUCUACCCAUUCGGUAUGGCUCGCAUCCUAACACUUUCCAGGAUGUUUGGACAAGCAUGACCCCAGACGGCGUCUGCUUCGUGCACUUCGACUUUUAUAACGGGGCUAUGAGCACCAAUCAGUGUGAACGCCUUAUUUCCGUCCUUCGACAGGUGGAAGAAAAUGAUUUCUGCAAGGUAAUGGUCCUCAUGGGUGGCAAUGAUGUAUUCAGUAAUGGCAUCCACUUGAAUGUCAUCGAGGCAGCCGAAGACCCAGCCCAAGAAUCGUGGAACAACAUCAAUGCCAUUAACGAUGUGGUGCGCCGCAUCUUCACUAGUAAAAAGAUCACGAUCUCUGCGCUUCGUGGAAAUGCAGGCGCCGGUGGAGUGAUGAUGGCCUUAGCGAGCGACUUUGCAUUUGCUCGGGAGGCAGCUGUGUUGAACCCACAUUACAAGAAGAUGAAGCUUUACGGUUCGGAGUAUCACACUUACUUCCUUCCAAAGCGCGUGGGACAAGAUAAAGCGAACGAGCUCCUGUCCAAUGCCGAACCCAUCCUGGCCUGUGAAGCUGCAGAAAUUGGCCUCUUAGAUGGCUGCUUGGGGGACGAUGCAGAGGAGUUUGAAAGCUGGGUGAAGCAUCAAGCAUCGUUUCUUGCGCGGUCGCCUUUGCAGAUGCACUUUGUUCGAAAAAAGAACAGAAAAGUUAGAAAAGAAGUGAUGGAGACUGUUGAAACUUGCCGAGCAAACGAACUUUCAAUGAUGGCCCAAAACUUUCAAGAUCCAGAGUAUCACCAAGCGAGAAAAAACUUUGUGUAUCAUUAG